Moesziomyces antarcticus is the source of this 1284-nucleotide messenger RNA. Its product is annotated as UFD1-domain-containing protein. Bases 1 to 1284 code for a protein of 427 amino acids. Gene Ontology annotation, cellular component: VCP-NPL4-UFD1 AAA ATPase complex. The transcript has a single exon. The record is from RefSeq and is a predicted model, not a curated record. Gene Ontology annotation, molecular function: polyubiquitin modification-dependent protein binding. NCBI's taxonomy places the organism in Eukaryota, Fungi, Basidiomycota, Ustilaginomycetes, Ustilaginales, Ustilaginaceae.
AUGUCGAUGUUCGGGGGCAUCGACGGCAGCUUUGCCGGCCUCAACCGGUUCAUGCAGAAUGGCAUGGAUCCUCGCUUUCCGCGUCCGCCACGAGCGUACGACGAGUACUUCAAAGCUUACAGCAUGGCGAUGCUGCCGGGCAAGGAGCGCCUCAACGUCAGCUACGGAGGCAAGAUCAUCAUGCCGCCGUCGGCGCUCGCGCAUCUCACCAACCUCGAGAUCGAGUCGCCGUGGUUCUUCGAGCUGCGCAGCACAGGCGCCUCCGAGGUUCGCCGCACCCACGCAGGUGUGCUCGAGUUCAUUGCCGACGAGGGCAACGUUCACCUCCCCGCAUGGAUGAUGCGCACCCUUGGCCUCUCCGAGGGAGAUCCCAUUCGACUCACGGGUGCGACGCUGCCCAAGGGCAAGAUGGUCAAGAUCCAGCCGCAGACCGUCGACUUUCUCGAGAUCAGCGACCCCAAGGCGGUGCUGGAGCAGGCCUUCCGCAACUUCUCCGCGCUCACUCCCGGCGACAUUGUCGAGAUCAGCUACAACUGCCUCACCUUUGAGAUCCUCAUCAUGGAGAUCACUCCCAACGCCGACGGCAUCUCCAUCAUCGAGACCGAUCUCGAGGUCGACUUUGCUCCACCAAAGGGCUACGUCGAGCCCACUCCGCAGCCACGUCCUCCACCGCCCACAAUGGCAUCCAAGCUCAACAUUGACAGCAACCGCGUAGAGUCCAUCCCUCCCACGCGCACAUCCACACCAGGCUCGCUUGCAGGCACAAGUGCAGCAGGCGGCUCGGGCGUCGCCACUCCUGCCGGCCCCUUCCGUGGCGCAGGUCAGACGCUGAGCGGCAAGAAGAGCAAGGGCAAGAAGGACCGCCAGAUCGAGCAGCUUGACCCAUUCAGCAUGAUCCGACGCACCGACAUGCCGCGCAUCGUCACCAACGACACUCAGCUCACCGAGAAGAAGAUCCCCGCAGCACUCAAUCUGCCCUUCGGCAAGCUCUUCUUCGGCUACGAGGUGAUCCCCGUCGGCGGCAAACCCAGCGAAGCUGCAAACGACAAGCCAACAGAGACGUUUUCCGGAUCAGGCACUACACUGUCGGGACGCGCGCCCAGAGCAAAGCCUCAAGAGGCGCAGGACACCAAGCCAAAGCCUGAGCAGACCGCAUUCACGCUUGGCGGUGGUCGCGUUCUCGGCGAGAGCUCCCGAAGCAGCCGCUAUGGAACCCCAUCGAGCUCAGCCGGUCGCAGCCUCAACGAUUCCCACCGCGAUGUCAUCGAGAUCGACUCGGACUGA